UUGUUGAUUGUUUAUUUUUUGUUGUGUAUCUGUUGUAGUUCUGUUGUCUAGUCAUGGACCAGGUUGUGUUUCAGUCUAAAAGUGUCCUUUGCACUUUGACAGAUAAGAAAGAUCAGUCAAAAUAUGUCUGUUUUACACAAGAGAAGCCUGCAGGGAUCAACAUUGGACUGAGCAAUGGUGAAUCUGUUUGGAAAGCAGACCUGUCUGAGGAAACCUGUCUCUCACAAUUUAAGAAGAAAUUAUCACUGAAAUCAACAGAAGACUAUGCCCUAAAAUUAAAGAGUGCAUGCAGGAGCGGCAGUGCGUAUGUCUCCCUGCAGGAGGAUAAGGCUGUGCUUCACCUCAGCUCUGAGCCUGCAGACCUCAGUGUGUCUUUCACCAAGCUCACAGAUCAUGAAGGAAGGACAGAGCUCAAAGAUCUCCUCUUUAAGAUGGCGGACAUUUUAAUGCAACAGGACAGUACAGGCACAUCUUCAUCAAGCCCUAUUAAAACCCAACAGAAGAAAGGAACGGGAUUUGAACCGAAGAGACAGCCCACUGGUCCAACGAUCGCAGUGAAGAAACGCCUGCCAGGGGAUUCACUCAUCAACCCAGGAACUAAAAGGAAGCGCUCUGCUACAGGAGUAGCGUUUGACGAUGGAGACGAGAAAUGAACCUCCUGAUAGUGACCCUGACAUGACCACACAUGUUCCUGUUUUAAUCCAACACAAUCAGUGCAAUUACUACAACCGACUGUUUUUAUCAACUGAAACAAUUAUGAAGCAUUUUUUUAACUUUAUGCAUGAUUUUAACAUUUUAGC
Messenger RNA from Tachysurus vachellii, 800 nucleotides. RefSeq names its product PAXX non-homologous end joining factor (gene paxx). The record is from RefSeq and is a predicted model, not a curated record. The transcript has 7 exons. Gene Ontology annotation, molecular function: molecular adaptor activity. The coding region runs from base 54 to 653 and encodes 199 amino acids. Gene Ontology annotation, biological process: double-strand break repair via nonhomologous end joining. Gene Ontology annotation, cellular component: nonhomologous end joining complex; site of double-strand break; nucleus. NCBI's taxonomy places the organism in Eukaryota, Metazoa, Chordata, Actinopteri, Siluriformes, Bagridae.